UGCUUUUAGAUCAAGAGGAACGGUCCUACCUCAGCAGACAAUCAUAAAACGGUUGCAAAACUGUUGUGUUCUGUUGAACGCAGUCAUUGGCAGAAAAAGCAUUUGCAACUGUUGGAAAAUUCUUUAAUAUGAUUGAGUCGGGCCUUCAGUUCUUACGACGAAUAAAAUAUCAGCUCUGCCCUACGUAAAAACAUCACACAUGCCGAUUGGUUCCUGCGAUAAUGUGGGACGCGAUUGGCUGAUUUGAAUCAUGUCGGUUUUUAAAAAUGGGCGUCCUCGUUUGAGAUUCUUUCACAUGUCAUGUCAUAUGCUGCCUUUUGUUUACGUCCGAAACGCGCGACGUCAGCGACAGAACGCGAUAUUCAUCGAACUAUGAUUUCCAGUACCUUUUGAAGAAACAUUUCCACCGAGUUUUGAGAUGUACCUGCAUUUGAAAUACACGCGGCGAUAAAUUUUUAAAAGAAAACCAGCUGACACAUUAACAUCUUCGGCAAAGUGAAUUUUAUUGGGAUCUCUCUGCGAAAUAUUUUAGUGCGAUAAUGGAGAAAUAUCAGCAUAUGAGAGCGUUUAUAUCAGCGGCCUUAGAAUACACCAAGCACCCCAGCGAAAACGUAAUCUCCGCUAUACAAAGAAGUCUUGGAGUGAUUAGCGCAUCACUGGACCUGAGUAUAUUUGAUCCUGGGACUAGUGUAGCCGCGGAGUUCUAUGUAAGUCUGUAUGAGCUUAUGAACUCCAUAGGAUCACGAUCCACUUUAAUCUGGAGCGCCGUGGAUGUUUUGCAAAACGCUUGUCGGAAUAUACCUGCUAGGCAGUCACUUAUUCAUGUAUAUAAAUUUGCGCCGAUCUUAGCAAGAUUAUUGGAGGCGAAUUUAACAACUGAAAAGAGGAUACGAGUAUUGAAACUAUUACAAGAAUUAACAUACGGAAUCAAAAUCUCAUGGCAAGAGACUCAGCUUCCAUAUUUAAUUUCCACAUUAACUCAAUGGGUAGUACAAUCAAAAGAAGAAGAGAUUAUCUCUCUAUCUUUAGGUGUACUGGUAAAUCUAUGUUAUAAAAAUCUUCCGGCAGUGUACACGCUGAUGCGAACCAUCAAUACCAAAGCAUUUAUUAGAACGUUAGUGAAAUUACAAGGUCAUGUCAAUACUAGUGUACAAUGUUGCAAGUUAUUAAUUAUAUUGGAGCCAAGUAACACGAGCAUGUAUGAGAAAUAUAUCACAGAUUUUGCAUCGGUAACGUUUAUUAAUCUGGGAAAAGCGAUGAAACAAAAAGAUGUUUUAUUAUUGAGACAUAUCGUUGACUUUUUUAACGAUAUUGGGCAAAACGAACAUUGGCGAAAUGUUCUACUUACAUAUUCGAAUUACGGCAAAGAUAUUGAAAAUAUAUUGGCCACUUUGGAAGAGAACACAGACCCGGAAUGCGUCGCUCUCAUGAUGGAAUUUUUAUUAUUAUUGGUAAAGCUGAAAUUAACUGCCAUAACGCCUUUGUAUCCUGCAUGUAUAAGAUCAGCUAUGACAUGGGUACCUGUGGAACAAGUAUGUUCAAAAGCUUUAGCACUUAUACGAAGCAUAAUAAUUGAUUCCCGACGCACCAGAACCUGUGCUGAAGUUUUAACAGAGAUAGAUCCGUCUGUCCUAAUGCUUAUAACGAAUCAGGAGGACGAAAUUAAUGAUCAAAGUGAAGGUCAAAACGCAGAAAUGAAGCAAGCCGAAUUGAUGCAGCUGUUUCAAGAAAUGAUUAAAACUCCUGCGCUGAAAAAGAAAAUUAUGAGCUCAUUCAAUGAACAUGCAAUGCGCAAACAGUUCAAUCAUGUGCUGAAUAAUGAAUUUUCCGCCUGUGGAGAUUGGACCAGAAACUUUAUGCAGAAUGCUUCUACCAACCUUUACAUUCACGCCUUAGCCUUGACAGCAGAUUUGGCAGCGAAUCAUUCCAACUGGUUAACUCUAUAUUCCGAAUUGCUCAGUAAAAAACAAAUACAAAUGAUAAUAGCACUAGCAUUGUUCACCGGUGAUGCAGAAGUUAAACACAAAGCCUUGCAGUUGACAUCAUCGAUUGGAUUUCCACAAGAAUGUGUUUCCGCAGUGGCACUUUGCAUGAAAGAAUUAGAACCAUUGAUAUUGGUUCAAAAUACCAAUAACAAUAUAUUGGAAAUCUCGAGUAAAGUAUCCCUGAAUUAUAUCGGGAACGAAUUGGCGCCGUUAUUUUCCUUCAAGCAAGAAGAACGCCUUGAUGCGUUUUUAACCAAGCUCGAAUCAAAUCAAAUUAAUGAUAUUCCAACGUCCGCGGUCAUGGAACUAUAUGAAUAUAAGUUAGCAACAAUGAGACAUUCUGAAAAGGCAAUGUGGUCAAGUUUAGAAGCAGCAAAUAAUCAUGCUACUAGUCUACAACACAGGUUAGCACAAGUAGUGGCUGAGUCUAGUAGAUUACAUCAGUUAUUAUUUGAUACCCAACAAUCUUUGGAAGGAACAAAAGCGGAAAAGUGUGCAUUAACGGAAAAAUUUAUCGAGAAGGAAAAUCAAUCUCAGAAAGCGCUUUCGUUAAAAAAAAAAGAGAAUGAAUCCUUGAAAAAAAUUGUAGCCGAAAAAUCGACAAAUUUAGAGAAUUUAAAUGAAAAACUGACACAGUGUACAAAAGACUUGGAAGAUAGUAAUAAUAAAAUUGAUAUAUUAACCAAAAAAAUCAAAGAAUUAGAUAAUGAACUUUUAAUUGCCGAAGCAAAGGCUACAGAUAUGAGCAAUAAAAAUCAUGAAUUAAGUAAACUUUUACAAAAAAUGCAAGAUUCCCUUAGCAAAAAAGAACAGAUCUUAGAGAAAAAAAGUGCAGAGAUAGAAGCAAAUCAAAGUGAUAUAUCUGCACUUAAGCAAGAAAUUGAACAAAUGAAGCAUAUACUGCAGACCUCUGAACAAACCAUAUCAGAAAAAGAUAGAAAUAUUCAAAGAAUGAAAGGAGAAUUGAAAGAAUUGAGCCGUAUGCGGGAUAUGAUCUUUGAGCUCACUGCUAAAAACAAAGAUGAUCUCAAUUCAAGUUAGCGAUUCUGAUGCUUUUAUUUAGGAAAAUUUAAAUACACAACGUAUAUUUUAACAUAAAAAAAUUUAUUGAAGGAAUACGUGGUAGAAAUACGAUCAAAAAAUUUAUAUACAAAUAAUCGAUUAUUGUUAUUGUACGGCUGUUCAUUGCUUAUUCAAUACGAUCAUUACAUUUUAAUAAAAUGUUUUAUAUAAUUCGCACAUAGGAUAACUAUUAUAUUUUUAUCAUAAAUUAAAACGUGAGUGUACAUCAUUUUGCAUACUGUUACGCAAAUUUUCGUACUAUUAAACAUAUUAUUAUAUAGAUUAAAGAUAUAUAGUAUAAGCAUGCAAUAUUCCAUAUAAUUAUUUUUCUGUUGUGUUAAAUACGAUUGCUAACGAUUUCUACUUAUUUUAUAUUAAAAUACGUAAAAUGAAAUUUCUAUAAUUAUAUAUCCUGCUGUUUUGAAUGACGAAAUCAUUUUUUUGCGAUUGUAUAUCAUUUUCAUGUAUUUUACUACCACAAAUGUAUACUAUGUCAAUGAAAUAUUAAUACUGUUACAAUUUUUCACUUACAUAAUAGAGAAGAUUUGUCUUACUACCACUUUGGUAUUAUAAAUAAAUAAUACCUUCGUU
Messenger RNA from Acromyrmex echinatior (Panamanian leafcutter ant), 3638 nucleotides. Its product is annotated as Protein CIP2A. NCBI's taxonomy places the organism in Eukaryota, Metazoa, Arthropoda, Insecta, Hymenoptera, Formicidae. The record is from RefSeq and is a predicted model, not a curated record.